UCCUUAACUUUCUGAAGAGAAGACGAACCUGAAAUGGGUGGGAGGUUUCUGCAAUUUAUUUGGCCAUUUCUUGCUGGAAGCCUCUUGUUCUUUAAUGCCUUCUCCUACUCCAAAAAGGCCCCAUAUUUGACGUUCAUUAAAGAAGCAAAGUCUGCACCAGAAGUAUCACUAUAUGACUACAUAGUGAUCGGCGGAGGAACAUGUGGGUGUCCCUUGGCAGCAACACUCUCACAAGGAGCGACUGUCCUUGUUCUUGAACGAGGAGGCUCACCCUACACCCAACCUGACAAAGUCAACCUUAAAAACUUCCUCAAUUCCCUCACAGACACCACCCCAUCUCCCUUCGCCCAGCAGUUCAUAUCCACCGACGGUGUUCUCAAUGCCAGAGCCCGGGCCCUUGGCGGCGGGUCGGUAAUAAAUGCUGGGUUUUAUUCGCGGGCGGAGCCCGGGUUUGUGAGGGAAGCCGGCUGGGAUGAGGGGCUGGUGGAGGAGUCGUAUGAGUGGGUGGAGAAGGUGGUGGCGUUUGAGCCGACGGUGAGGCAGUGGCAGUCGGCGCUGAGAGAUGGGCUGAAGGAAGUGGGCGUGUUGCCUUAUAAUGGUUUUAGUUAUGAUCAUUUGAUUGGGACUAAGGUUGGAGGCUCCAUAUUUGAUGACAAUGGUAAUCGGCAUACUGCUGCUGAUUUGUUGACUUAUGCUGAUCCCAAUUCCAUUUCUGUCUACCUUCUUGCCACCGUGCAAAAGAUUUUGUUUCGGGACAGUUCAGUUGAAGUUCCAGGCACAAAAAGUGGGAGGCAAGAAGCCUAUGGAGUAACAUUUAAAGACGAGAAUGGAGUCACACACCAAGCAUACUUGAAAGGAAAAGGUGAGAUAAUAUUGUCAGCAGGUGCAAUUGGAAGCCCACAAAUACUGAUGCUGAGUGGGAUUGGGCCGGCCCAACAUCUUCAGGCCCAUGGUAUCAAAGUGGUGUUGGAUCAGGCCAUGGUGGGGCAAGGCAUGGCUGAUAACCCAAUGAAUGCUUUGGUUGUGCCUUCUCCUCUACCUGUUGAACUCUCUCUUGUCCAAAUGGUGGGCAUCACCAAGUUUGGGAGCUAUAUUGAAGGUGGCAGUGGAUUGGGUUUGGGGAUUCCUUGGGUUCAUGCCCUUCAAAGGAUACUUGAGACUUUGUCCAAUAAGACGGGCCAACCCUCCAUGUUUUCCCCUCAAGCAAAUGAGACUAUAUGGACAAAAACUUUUGGAUCCCUUGGGAGUGUAAAUCUUAAAGGGGGAAUCAUAGUGGAAAAAGUCAUGGGACCUCUCUCAAAAGGCCAUCUUGAGCUGCAUACCACUGAUCCAAACGACAAUCCAUUAGUCACAUUCAACUACUUCAAGGAACCUGAAGACCUUAGGAUCUGUGUUGAAGGCAUGAAAACCAUCAUUGAUGUGAUAAACUCCAAAGCUUUCUCAAAGUUCCGAUAUAAGAAUGUGCCAGUGCGAGCCUUAAUUGACUUGGUCUUGAGCUUACCAGUGAACUUGAGGCCAAAACAUCCAAGUGCUGCUUUCUCUUUGGAACAAUAUUGUAUAGACACUGUCUUAACAAUCUAUCACUAUCAUGGAGGCUGCCAUGUUGAUAAGGUUGUGGAUCGAGAUUAUAAAGUUAUGGAUGUGGAUUCUUUGAGAGUUAUUGAUACUUCUACCUUCUUUAGCUCACCUGGGACCAAUCCUCAAGCUACUGUAAUGAUGCUUGGAAGGUAUAUGGGGCAGAAGAUUUUAAGAGAAAGAUAGUGAAGAGGGUCCUUGAGUCCUUGUUUAAUGUUUUGUCCUUCGCUUUGCAGUAUCUUUCGUCUGCGUGUCCAUUCUAAGUAAUCAGAAAUUAGUGAUAUUUAAUCCACUACUUCUAAGUAAAUUACAAGGUUAUGAUGUUAAAAAUGCCUUCUUCCUUCUUUACACGCGCCCAUAUCGCAAAUAUAUAGAAGGGUGACACACAGCUAUCACAAUUACAUACCAAGCCCUCGUCUUCUUCUUUUUGCAAAAAUGCAUGUUGCAUUACCGUACCUUUAUUAA
Neltuma alba is the source of this 2040-nucleotide messenger RNA. RefSeq names its product protein HOTHEAD. NCBI's taxonomy places the organism in Eukaryota, Viridiplantae, Streptophyta, Magnoliopsida, Fabales, Fabaceae. The record is from RefSeq and is a predicted model, not a curated record. The coding region runs from base 34 to 1761 and encodes 575 amino acids. Gene Ontology annotation, molecular function: flavin adenine dinucleotide binding; oxidoreductase activity, acting on CH-OH group of donors. The transcript has 5 exons.